Xyrauchen texanus (razorback sucker) is the source of this 2187-nucleotide messenger RNA. RefSeq names its product endothelin converting enzyme 2a (gene ece2a). The transcript has 4 exons. NCBI's taxonomy places the organism in Eukaryota, Metazoa, Chordata, Actinopteri, Cypriniformes, Catostomidae. Bases 166 to 897 code for a protein of 243 amino acids. The record is from RefSeq and is a predicted model, not a curated record. Gene Ontology annotation, molecular function: S-adenosylmethionine-dependent methyltransferase activity.
GAGAAAACACGCGUGGAUCGUGUUGUCAGACUCAAAGCACACAUAGAUCUCCUUUUAAUAAUAUAAAUACCUGCAAGUUCCCUACAUUUAUUUUAUUCAGUUUAUCAUGUGCACAUGAUUGAAUUAAUAGUGAAACGAUUGAAUUCCUCGGGAAUAAACUGAACGAUGGAGUAUUUACCGGAGUCAAACGCGAGAUAUAAAGAUGUGGAUUACUGGAACGAGCGGUACCGGACGGAGAAGAGCUUCGAGUGGUUCGGAGACUUCACCAAAUUCGAGCAUAUACUAAAGGAGCAUGUGGAGUUGCAAGAAGACAUUUUGAUGCUUGGUUGUGGGAACAGUGCUCUUAGCUCUGAUAUGUACCAAGCCGGCUACACCUCCAUCACUAACAUAGAUUAUUCAAGUGUUUGUGUGGAGAGCAUGGCGGAGCAACACAAGGACUGCGCUCAACUCGGCUGGCUUUGUAUGGACGCCAGAUGCCUGGCCUUCCCAAACAGUGUGUUUGAUGUGGUUCUGGAAAAAGGAACUCUAGACGCCAUGCUGGUGGAGGAGACCGACCCGUGGAAAGUCUCAGACAAUGCGGCCCGACUGCUGCACCAAGUUCUCUUGGAGGCGAGUCGUGUUUUGAAGCCUGGUGGCCGUUUCAUCUCCGUAACGUUUGCCCAGCCACAUUUCCGCAAAAGACUAUAUGCUCGAGCAGAGUACAACUGGUCUAUCAAGCACUACCGAUAUGGCCGGGGCUUCCACUACUUCCUGUACGUUCUCACUAAAGGGGAGGAGCUUAGCCCAGAAGAUGCCGCAUUGGAGUGGAGACUUCUAACGGAGGCUGAGGCUCUUCCCACUGAAGUGCAAUUUCAGGAAGUAGAUUCAGAGGACUUCCUGAAUAACAUUGGAAUAUAGGGAAAGUAAAGACAUCCGGCACCUGUCAGUCAAAAGACUGAAAUCUGCUGACAUACGUUUUGCAAACUUUAACAUAUUUGAUUUUAUUUUUGGAAGAAUUAUUCCUUCAACAGUUUACAGGGUAGGACUGAAAGAGCAAUGGAUCUACGAUUUGCCGCUACCUCUGGAGAUUUUGACAGUCACUCAGUUGCUCUGGAGAACUUAAAUGAAUAGUUCACCAAAAAAUGAAAGUUCUCUCAUCAUUUACUCACCCUCAUGUCAUCCCAGAUGUGUAUGACUUUCUUCAGCAGAACACAAACAAAGGUUUGUAGAAGACUAUCUCAGCUCUGUAGAUCCAUACAAUGCAAGUGAAUGGUGACCAGACCUUUAAAAGCCCAAAAAGUAUUUAAGGGCAGCAUAAAAGUAAUCCAUACGACUCCAGUGGUUAAAUCCAUAUCUUCAGAAGUGAUGUGAUAGGUGUGGAUGAGAAAGAGAUCAAAAGUCCUUUUUGUACUAUCAAUCUCCAUUUUCACAUUCUUCUUCUUUUUUUUUUGGCGAUUCUCAUUGUUUGUGCAUAUCGCCACCUACUGGGCAGGGAGAAUAAUUUAUAGUAAUAAAGGACUUAAAUAUGUAUCUGUUUCUCACCCACAGCUGAAAUGUUCUUCUAAACAAAUGUGUUUGUGUUCAGCAGAAGAUAGAAAGUUAUAAACAUCUGGGAUGGCAUGAGGGUGAGUAAAUGAUGAGAGAAUUUUCCUUUUUGGGUGAACUAUACCUUUAAGGACAAUAUUUGAAAUGUGCCAAAAACACAGGAACUUUGAAAACUCCAUAUCUGACUUUUAAGUCUAGGUUUGUUCAAUGCUUUUACGUCGAUCAACUAUAAACUUUUCAGGGUCACGUUUGAAAUUACAUUGUUCAUGUUAUUUUGUAUUUACAUUUGUAGUUACUGAGUAAUGAGUAUUACUACAUGUACUAAUUGUGUUACUCUUUAAGGGAGCAGUUUGCAUUUACAUAUAGCUUUUUUUGUUUUGUUACUGUAGUAAUUAAUUACAGUAACACAUAGUAUGUGUAAAAUGGACUAUAAAGUUGUAACUUUUUAGCUAGAUCUUGACUAUUUUUAACAAGUUUUUAAACCAUUUUUAAACAAUGCUUCAUGUGUCCUUUGUUCCCUACAUUCUGCAUCCUCUCUCCUCCUCUCUGAGGCCUAUUUCUUAUUGUGAUUGUGUUGAUUGGUAUGACAAGGUUGAGUGCUUGACACCUGCACACUUGCACAUUGACAAAUCUGUCACAAACACUUCUCAAACAACAAAUAAA